AUGUCCAUCCACGUGAUACUCAACAGCCACGCUAGCCGGCCGAGCGGGGCCCCGCAAUAUGACGAUUAUAUCCAAUCUGGACUUUUUGCGCGAGGUUCGGGAAACUUACCUGAUGGGACGAAAGGCGGACCAACACGUUGCUUAACCUUUGCAAGUGCUUCUUCCCGCUCUCUAACCCCACUCUCAAUCCAACCCUCGAGCUCCGAGAUCCAAGCACGUGCGUUAAGUCUCCAGAACCUGGAGCUCGCAGUGCGGAGCGUACAUGAAGAUGGACUAGUCGUUAUUGAAAACGCGAUUCCUCACGGGGUAUUGGAUCAUCUGAAUGAGAAGAUGGUAGCCGAUGCGAGGAUGCUGCAGGCGAGAGGAAAGGACGCGCCGUUUAAUUAUAACCUUGGGAAUAUACAGCAGGAUCCGCCGCCUAUUCGGGAAUAUUUCGAGAGGGAUGUUUUCCUGAACCCGAUCGCGACCCAGAUCACCUCCGCGGUUCUUGGUCCUAGGCCCUUGAUGACUUUCUGCUCUGGAAACUCCGCUAUGCCGCCUACCCCUUCCUCCGAGCCACAGCGCCAACCCGUGCACUCGGAUGCAGACUUCGCGCACCCGAAUCACCCAUUUGCCCUCGUAGUCAAUAUCCCCCUCAUCACCAUGACGCCUGAAAACGGAUCGACUGAGAUAUGGCUCGGCACGCAUCUUGAUUCUGGCCUUGACGUGCAGGAAGGCGAGCAUGGUGACCGAGCGAGUGGCCGAAUCAAGGAGCAUGUGUUGGAGGAGAGACGGACUGUUCGAGGACCCUCCCAGCCGGUGAUACCUAAGGGGUCCAUAGUGGUUCGGGAUCUGAGAUUGUGGCAUGCUGGGAUGCCGAAUUGGACUGAGGAGGUCAGGGUAAUGUUGGCUAUGAUUCACUUUGCUCCGUGGUACAGGAAUCCGAUGAAGCUUGAACUCUCCGAGGAGAUUAAGCCUUUGGUGGAUAGUGAAUCCGGGCUUGAUCUUCAUGUCAACUGGGUCAAGGAGUCGGAGGUUGCUGAAAGUUACCUUAAUCGAGGCUUUGGGAAUAGUUAUGACUUUAGCCAAACUGCCUAA
This is a messenger RNA of Amorphotheca resinae ATCC 22711, 1077 nucleotides long. RefSeq lists its product as hypothetical. The coding region runs from base 1 to 1077 and encodes 358 amino acids. The transcript is spliced from 4 exons. The record is from RefSeq and is a predicted model, not a curated record. Lineage: Eukaryota; Fungi; Ascomycota; Leotiomycetes; Helotiales; Amorphothecaceae.